Messenger RNA from Cooperia oncophora, 774 nucleotides. Lineage: Eukaryota; Metazoa; Nematoda; Chromadorea; Rhabditida; Trichostrongylidae. The record is from the annotation of a GenBank genome assembly.
AUGGCUGAGGAGAAAGGGCUGACUGUCGAUCAAAAGGCUUUCGAAGAGUGCAGAAAGAAAGCUGUGGAACUAUCAGCUGCUGGAACAGGAAAGUUCCGUGACACACUCGAUCUUGAUGUCCAUGCACUUGCUGAACUCCAAAAGCGAGGUAUCCCUACCACGGACGAUUCGUUCAAAUACAGGUACAAGGCUGAGGGACCUAAUGACGGAACUGUUAAAUACACAUUCGAGACUUGUACCGGCAAGAUUCUUGCCAUCCGUUGUGAUGGUAAAUUUGUCGAUUCCAUAGAAGCUGGUGUUGAGGGUGCUCUGUUGCUUGACAAGACGAAUUUCUAUGCAGAACAAGGUGGACAGAUCUAUGACACUGGAGUGUUGAUCUCCACAGACGAUGAGGGAACAGAAUUCGUCGUUACAAAUUGCCAAGUUCGUGGAGGAUAUGUGGUCCUAGUGGGUUCAACUAACGGAGUGCUGAAAGUAGGAGACACAGUCGAACAAGUCUUUGAUGGAGAACGUCGUGCACUCAUUAUGAAAAAUCAUACCGCCACCCAUGUUCUGAAUCACGCUCUUCGUUGUGUGUUGACCGAUUCCGAUCAGAAAGGAUCUUUAGUUGCUCCGGAUCGACUUCGAUUUGAUUUCACGAACAAGCAGGCGAUGACUAUCAAGCAGGUGAAAGAAGCCGAGGAGAUAGUCCAGUCGAUCAUAGACACCCGUGAACCCGUCUAUGCAAAAGAAGCACCGUUGCCUCAGGCUUCGGUUGAAAUCACCUGGAGCUGA